UAGAUCCCCUCGUUUCCCCGAUCCGAUCGCCAUCCGAACUCCUAGGGUUCGACGUCCGGCGGCUCCUUCUUGUUCCGGCGGCCUCUCCGGCCCUUCCUCUCCCCCUGCGUAUCUUCCAUUCUUGAUGCAGGACAAGGCGGCCGCGGAGGACGGCGAGAAGGAGACUUUUUCGAAGAAGCCGCGCCACUGCGAAGCCGAGAUGCCCCUUACUGAUUCCGAGGAAGACUCUUUCCUCUUUCCCGUGGAGGAGAUCGUCCAGUACCCUCUUCCGGGAUACGUCGCUCCCUCUUCCAUCAGCUUCAGCCCCGAUGGGCGCUUGAUCUCCUAUCUCUUCAGCCCAGAUGGUACCCUCCACCGUAAAGUCUUCGCCUUUGACGUUUCCUCACGGCGGCAGGAGCUUGUGUUUUGCCCGCCUGACGGAGGCGGCCUCGAUGAGAGUAAUCUCUCGGCUGAAGAGAAGCUGAGGCGAGAGAGGUCAAGGGAGAGGGGAUUGGGAGUCACGAGGUACGAGUGGAAAUCGAGGUCCUCUUCUUGCUCCGCUCCAGGGAAACCCACUAUCAUGGUGCCAUUGCCAAAUGGGGUAUAUUUCCAGGAAAUAUCAGGCUCAGAGCCAGAGCUCAAGCUUACAUGUUGUGCUGGCUCGCCAAUUAUUGACCCGCAUCUGUCACCAGAUGGAAGCAUGCUUGCAUAUGUCAGGGAUGAUGAACUCCAUGUUUUAAACCCGUCUGGUGGGGAGCCUAAACAAUUAACUUUUGGAGCAAUUGCAAAUAGAAAGACUCAUGGUCUUGCUGAAUACAUUGCUCAGGAAGAGAUGGAUAGGAAGACUGGAUUCUGGUGGUCUCUUGAUAGCAAGUAUAUUGCAUUUGCUGAAGUUGAUUCAACUGAGAUCCCUCUUUUCAGAAUUAUGCACCAAGGGAAAAGUUCAGUUGGCUCAGAUGCACAGGAAGACCAUGCAUACCCAUUUACAGGAGCUGCUAAUGUCAAGGUUCGACUUGGGGUUGUUCCUGCCUCUGGUGGAGAAGUUACUUGGAUGGACCUUAAUUGUGGAUUACCGGGUGAAGUUGGUCGAGAUGCAGAAUACCUAGCUAGAGUCAAUUGGAUGCCAGAUAAUUCUCUUAUUGCUCAGGUCCUGAACAGGCACCAUUCCAAAUUAGAGAUUUUUAAGUAUGAUAUUCAGACUGGGCAAAAGGAAACCAUACUUGUUGAAGAGAACCAUAUAUGGAUAAACUUGCAUGAUUGCUUCACACCUUUAGAUAAAGGUGUGAAUAAUUUCUCUGGCGGUUUCAUUUGGGCAAGUGAGAAGACUGGUUUUAGGCAUCUCUACCUUCAUGACAAGAGUGGGGUUUGCUUAGGACCCAUUACUCAUGGUAGUUGGAUGGUUGAGCAAAUUGCGGGUGUAAAUGAAAAUGCAGGUCUUAUUUACUUUACUGGCACCUUGGAUGGGCCACUGGAAUCUAACUUAUAUUGCACCAGCCUUUUUCCAGACCAGAAUGCUCCUCUACAACCACCAAGGAGGUUGACUCAGGGAAGUGGAAGACAUGCAGUUAUCCUUGAUCAUCAAAUGCAGAGAUUUGUUGAUGUCCACGAUUCUCUAAAUUCUCCUCCCAGAGUAAUUCUUUGUUCCUUACAUGAUGGGACUGCCACACUUCCUUUAUAUGAGCAGCCUUUUAGUGUCCCUCGUUUCAGAAAGUUACAACUUCUGUCACCAGAGAUUGUGCAAAUAUCUGCUAAAGAUGGUACAACUUUAUAUGGGGCUUUAUACAAACCUGAUGCAAAAAAGUUUGGGCCACCUCCGUAUAAAACAUUGGUCGGUGUUUAUGGUGGCCCUAGUGUCCAGCUGGUGGUUGAUUCAUGGAUAAAUACAGUUGACAUGAGAGCUCAGUACCUUCGGAGUAAGGGAAUCUUGGUGUGGAAGCUAGAUAACAGAGGGACUGCAAGGCGAGGAUUGAAGUUUGAGGGUCAUCUGAAACACAACUUCGGUCAAGUAGAUACCGAAGAUCAAGUGACAGGCGUAGAGUGGCUUGUGAGGCAAGGUCUUGCCAGAUCAGGUCAUAUUGGUAUAUAUGGCUGGAGCUAUGGGGGUUUUCUGUCAGCAAUGAGCCUGGCAAGGUUUCCCAACACUUUCUGCUGUGCUGUAUCAGGUGCCCCUGUGACUUCAUGGGAUGGAUACGACACAUUCUACACCGAGAAGUACAUGGGCUUGCCCAAUGAAAACCCUGAAGCCUACGAGUGUGGAUCAAUAAUGCACCACGUGCACAAACUCAAAGGGAAGCUGCUACUUGUUCAUGGAAUGAUCGAUGAGAAUGUGCACUAUAGGCACACAGCCAGACUCAUAAACGCACUCAUUGCUGCUGGCAAGCCAUACGAGCUUCUUCUCUUUCCAGACGAAAGACACAUGCCACGUCGACUACGAGAUCGAGUUUACAUGGAGGAGAGGAUUUGGGAAUUCAUAGAGAGAAACUUGUGAGUGGCCAUGUUAUUUUUCCUCUGGCAGGUCAAAUGUGAGUUGAAUGGCAUGUAGCUCUACCAUCAUUAGCCUGGUGAUUCUGUUGUGGAAGCCUGGAAGGAAGGGCCCAAACCUUCCAGACUUUCUCAAAUAAAAAGAGCGAGGAUCCGUUUCGUCAGGGUCUCCAUGGAAAAUACGCUAUAUCGGGAGUUGGAUUGAUGUUAUCUGGACUUCGGAGUUUGAGAGGGUCCUUUCAUGUAUGUACUGUUUAUUCUCGAAAAGCUUCUGUUGGAAAGUUGUAUUUCAACAACAGAAAUGUAUGAAUAAGAUCCAUUUAACUUA
Zingiber officinale is the source of this 2788-nucleotide messenger RNA. RefSeq names its product dipeptidyl aminopeptidase 4-like. The record is from RefSeq and is a predicted model, not a curated record. Gene Ontology annotation, biological process: proteolysis. NCBI's taxonomy places the organism in Eukaryota, Viridiplantae, Streptophyta, Magnoliopsida, Zingiberales, Zingiberaceae. Gene Ontology annotation, molecular function: dipeptidyl-peptidase activity; serine-type peptidase activity. The transcript is spliced from 5 exons. The coding region runs from base 125 to 2467 and encodes 780 amino acids.